Papaver somniferum (opium poppy) is the source of this 1879-nucleotide messenger RNA. RefSeq names its product crocetin glucosyltransferase 3-like. The record is from RefSeq and is a predicted model, not a curated record. The coding region runs from base 87 to 1655 and encodes 522 amino acids. Gene Ontology annotation, molecular function: UDP-glycosyltransferase activity. NCBI's taxonomy places the organism in Eukaryota, Viridiplantae, Streptophyta, Magnoliopsida, Ranunculales, Papaveraceae. The transcript has a single exon.
GAACUUGUAUACGCUGUCUUUAAGCCCAAAGUUAUUUUUUCUGUCAAAACAAAAGAAAAACUCAUCAUAUAGAAAAGCAAUCCACCAUGUCAACCCAACAACAACAACAACAAGAUGGUCAUAUAAUAAUGUUUCCAUUCAUGUCUCAUGGUCAUUUCACGCGAUUUAUAGCCUUAGCAAAGUUUAUCUCUCGAAGAAAACCCAACACUAAAAUCACUAUUGUUAGUACUCCUCUCAACGUCAAACACCUUCAAUCAACCCUACAAACAUCAGAAACCAACAGCAAUAUUGGUUUAGCUGAGAUUCCUUUCUCUAGUACUGAUCAUGGCUUACCACCCAAUUCUGAAAGCCUUGAUUCUUUACCACCUAAGCUAAUCCCAACAUUCUUCUACGCAUUAGAAACUCUAAAACCUUCAUUCGACAAUUUUAUACUCGAAACCAUAAGAACUGAAAAACUUGUCCCUAGUUGUAUUAUCUUUGAUCUUUUCCUUGGUUGGGUUACAGAUACUGCCAAACGUGUCGGCACGUUUAGUUUUUGUUUCCUUGAUGCUGCGUAUGGAGCGUCUAUGUAUUUCUCAAUCUGUUUACAUUUCCCACAUCGUACAAAUGAUGAUUCCAAUGAGCUUAUUGAAGAAUUUCACGUACCUGAAUUCCCUGAUACGUGUCGAUUACAUUUAUCUCAACUUAUUCCGAUGUUAAGAUAUUCAAACAAAGAAUCCGCAUUUGGUAAAUUUGCUCAGAGACAGAUUUCUCUUAUGUUGAAAUCGGAUGGAAUGCUUUGUAAUUCUGUUGAAGAAAUUGAUGUUGUGGGUUUGGAAAUUCUUAGAAAUCUUAUGGAGUCGAAACGAGUUUGGACUAUCGGUCCUUUACUUCCUUCAUAUUUACUACACGGUCAUCAAAAUAAGAACAAUGGGUCUGUUGUUUCACACUUUAGGAAAGAGAAAGAAUUUGGGAUUUCUCCAGAGAGUUGUAUUGAAUGGUUGAAUCAUCAAAAACCAUCCUCAGUUCUAUACAUAUCAUUUGGUUCUCAAUUUACAAUUAGUGCUCCAAAAAUGAUGGAGUUAGCUCUGGGUUUGGAGAAGAGUGGCAAGAAUUUUAUAUGGGUAUUAAGGCCACCAAGUGGAUUUGACAGUAAGUCUGAAUUCAAAUCGGAAUGGUUGCCAGAAGGAUUUGUUGAGAGAAUGAAUGAAACAAAAAAAGGGCUGCUGGUCAAAAAAUGGGCUCCCCAGUUGGAGAUAUUAUGUCAUAGAUCAACAGGGGUAUUUCUUAGUCAUUGCGGAUGGAAUUCAGUCUUAGAGAGUUUGAGUCAAGGGGUACCCAUAAUUGGAUGGCCCUUAUUUGCAGAGCAACAUUAUAAUUCAAAGAUGAUCCAAGAAGAAAUGGGGGUUUGUAUGGAAUUGGCUAGAGGAGAUGAAGGCGAGCUAUGCAGUGAAGAUGUGAAGAAAGUAAUUGAACAAGUAAUGGACGGUAGUAUAGGACAAGAUAUGAAGAACAAGGCAACCGUAAUUGCAGAGAAAAUUGGAACUGCAAUGAGAGAAUAUACAGAUGAAGCAGGUGGUCAUCAGAAAGGGUCUUCUAUUAGAUCAGCUGAUGAGUUUUUUGCAACUGUAAAUUCUGAAAAAGUAGCUGAUGUAGAAGAGCGUGCAGUAGGCUAACUUGAGGCUAUAGACUGGACCAGCGAAAUAUAGCUCAAGAAGGAUCCAUUUGAUGGGAAAUAAGCCGAUGAUCAAGUUUCUCUUUAACAAUUACUUCUUCGCAUUUUCAGUACUUUAAAUAAUUUCGAAUCUGCUAAAAAUUGCAAAUUUCGAGCAUGUAGGUUUUGGAUUUUUCCACCAUGUCCCAAGUCUCUUUAACUCUGUCCAACUUAUUGUUCCAUUCA